CUUCUUAAAACCUAAUCGCUCUACCAAACGCAGUGUUUCUCUCACCCACUCUCUCCGCUUCUCUCUCCUAAACCCUAACCUAUCCAUUCCCGUUUCUGGUAAAGCUCUGAGCUUCAGUUUUAGGAGUAAAUGGCAUCAGUUUUUGCUGCCAUGUCCUCUGUCGGCUCCUUGGCUGCUCCCAGCAGCCCUGCCUUAGAUAAAAAGCUUGCAAUUUCUUCAGAGAAGUUAUCUUCUGGUACUUCCCUAUCUUUGAGAUCAUUUGGUAGGGGACGAAAUGUAGUCCUACAAAGAAGACGUUCUCUCAAGAUUUGCGCAGCGAAGGAGUUGUAUUUCAACACGGAUGGUUCUGCAAUGAAGAAGCUACAGACUGGUGUGAACAAGCUUGCUGAUCUUGUUGGGGUUACUCUUGGUCCAAAGGGAAGGAAUGUGGUUCUCGAGAGCAAGUAUGGUCCUCCAAAAAUUGUUAAUGAUGGAGUGACUGUGACCAAAGAGGUUGAGUUGGAGGACGCAGUAGAGAAUUGUGGUGCUAAAUUGGUUAGACAAGCAGCUGCCAAGACCAAUGACUUAGCUGGGGAUGGGACAACUACAUCUGUUGUUCUUGCGCAAGGUCUCAUCUCUGAAGGUGUCAAGGUGGUAGCAGCUGGUGCAAACCCUGUUCUGAUUACCAGAGGCAUUGAGAAGACAACGAAAGGUUUAGUGGCUGAGCUAAAGUUGAUGUCGAAAGAGGUUGAAGACAGUGAAUUAGCGGAUGUAGCUGCUGUUAGUGCUGGAAACAACUAUGAAGUAGGGAAUAUGAUAGCUGAAGCCAUGAGUAAAGUUGGUCGUAAGGGUGUGGUAACUCUUGAAGAGGGAAAAAGUGCUGAAAACAGUCUUUACAUUGUUGAAGGAAUGCAAUUUGAUCGUGGUUAUAUCUCGCCCUACUUUGUUACCGAUAGUGAGAAAAUGGCAGUUGAAUAUGAGAACUGCAAGUUGCUGCUGGUUGACAAGAAAAUAACAAAUGCAAGGGAUCUUGUUAACGUCUUGGAAGAUGCCAUUAGAGGUGGAUACCCAAUUUUAAUAAUUGCAGAAGAUAUUGAACAGGAAGCCUUAGCAACUCUUGUUGUGAACAAGCUUAGAGGGGCUUUGAAGAUUGCUGCUCUCAAAGCUCCUGGAUUUGGAGAAAGAAAGAGCCAGUACCUCGAUGACAUUGCGAUCCUCACUGGAGGAACUGUUAUCAGAGAUGAGGUAGGGCUCUCUUUAGACAAAGCUGACAAGGAAGUCCUGGGCCAUGCUGCCAAGGUGGUUCUCACCAAGGAUGCGACCACAAUUGUUGGUGAUGGAAGCACUCAGGAAGCUGUAAAUAAACGUGUUGCACAGAUUAAAAACCUUGUAGAGGCUGCAGAGCAGGAAUACGAGAAAGAGAAACUUAGUGAAAGAAUUGCAAAACUGUCAGGAGGAGUCGCUGUCAUUCAGGUUGGUGCACAAACGGAGACAGAACUAAAAGAAAAGAAACUAAGAGUUGAGGAUGCCCUUAAUGCAACAAAGGCUGCUGUUGAGGAAGGUAUUGUUGUUGGUGGAGGAUGUGCUCUCCUGAGGCUAGCAUCAAAAGUUGAUUCCAUCAAGAACAGCCUUGAUAAUGAUGAAGAAAAGGUUGGAGCCGAUAUAGUCAAGAGAGCUUUAAGUUAUCCUCUGAAGUUAAUUGCCAAAAAUGCUGGUGUUAAUGGAAGUGUCGUCUGCGAGAAGGUGCUAUCCAGUGAGAAUCCAAAAUUUGGAUACAACGCUGCAACUGGAAAAUAUGAAGAUUUAAUGGCUUCUGGAAUUAUUGAUCCAACCAAGGUGGUCAGAUGUUGCUUGGAGCACGCAUCAUCCGUCGCAAAGACAUUCUUGAUGUCAGACUGCGUAGUUGUUGAAAUCAAGGAGCCUGAGCCAGUGGUUGCUGGGAACCCAAUGGACAACUCAGGAUAUGGCUACUAAAGAAGGUGGUGACAGGAGAAAGUCCAAAUGAUCUGACCUUGAUGAUGAUGAUUUGUAUCUGAAACUGGAUUUUGGAAUGAUUCAAUUCCAAUUGGAUUCAGCAGUCUUUUGAAGCCAAUGAUUAUGUCACCUUACUGUGAUCCUUCUUGCUUCCGAAGAAAUUGUCUUGGCACAUCCUUCAGUGUAGGCUUUGUGACUUUUACAAGUUCUCCGGGUUUUUUAUAGUUAGGGUUUUGUUUUUGUUUACCGGGAGCUUUUGAAGGUAAUUAGUGGUACUUGAUGAUGAUAACAUGAACUGGAAUUAGGUCACCAUAUGAUAGGUUUUCAGCAUGAGCAAUGAUAUAUGUGAGGGGUGUGUGGACCCACCACAUGAUGUCCGGGUGAUGUUAUGUGACCACUUGGAGGAUGCAUCAUCUUUUAGCAUUAAAACUUGUGUAUCUAUGAGAGAAAAUGUGCCCGUUUUGUAAUAAUUCUUGUUCGAAUCGUCUCAAUAUGAUGGUGUAUUAGUUAUUUUUUAAAGAUUCUUAAACUA
Molecule: messenger RNA, 2485 nt
Organism: Cornus florida
Lineage: Eukaryota; Viridiplantae; Streptophyta; Magnoliopsida; Cornales; Cornaceae
Product: ruBisCO large subunit-binding protein subunit beta, chloroplastic-like
Exons: 16
Coding region: 130-1953 (607 amino acids)
Biological process (GO): protein refolding
Cellular component (GO): chloroplast stroma; cytosolic ribosome
Molecular function (GO): ATP binding; ATP-dependent protein folding chaperone
Source: RefSeq, a predicted model, not a curated record